Messenger RNA from Chelonus insularis, 3030 nucleotides. Its product is annotated as poly(U)-specific endoribonuclease homolog. Lineage: Eukaryota; Metazoa; Arthropoda; Insecta; Hymenoptera; Braconidae. The transcript is spliced from 4 exons. The record is from RefSeq and is a predicted model, not a curated record. The coding region runs from base 120 to 1994 and encodes 624 amino acids. Gene Ontology annotation, molecular function: RNA endonuclease activity.
GUAUGCUAACUCAAGACUGACCAGACUAGUUUUAUUCAAUCUGUCAGAAGUGAAACUACGCAUCAGUGACGUUUACUGAAUUUUCUAUUUUGCAACGAUCAGAAAACGAAUAAGAAGCCAUGAAACUGUGUCUUCUCGUUAGUUUUCUUUUUAUUAUUCUACAAUUAUCAUAUAUUGAUGCACGUAGAAAGAGCUCUUCAUCAGGAUCAUUACUCAGAAGAGGAAGUAGUAGCAGUACUAAAGGAAAUUCAAGGCCUUCAUCUGGAGGAUCACAUGGAUCUGCUCCUCCAUCUCCCGGCUGGAAUGUUCCAAAACAACAACCAUCUGUUCAAAAACCAUCAGCACCAGUGAAUGAGCACGUUUCAAAAACAAGUUCUUCCAAUGUGCAAUCUUCUAAUUGGAAACCAUCUGGAGGUUAUAAUACACAAACUGGUACUCCAUAUGGCAACGUUGGUUCUAAUCAACACAGUCCGAGUCAAGGUUACAAUCCAUCUGUAGGUAGUUAUCAACACAACACUCAUGCAGGAGCGCCUUAUAAUCCAAGCCAUGCACCAGGAAACACUGGUUACAACUCUUAUGGAAGCCCUCCAGGCUAUCAUGCACCAAGCUAUCAUCCACCAGCAGGACACAGUCCAGGUUAUGGAGCUCCACCAGCUUAUAACCCAUACAAUCCUUCUUACGGACAUUCUUACACUCCUGGAGCUGGUUAUAAUCCUCCCGUUGGUCAUGCACCUCAGACAAUUCUUGUUCAAGGCUCUUCCAGACCUGGAAUCGGUCAAUUGGCAAAAGAAGCAUUAGUUUUUGCUGGAGUAAGUGCUGGAGUUAAUGCAGUUGCAAACAGAAUUAUUCCAGGAGGAAUUUAUGGUGGCCAUGGAAACUAUGGAGGUUCAUCUUCUAGCGGUGCAGCUAAUGUACCUGCUGUGACACAUACUCAAAUCACUUAUAAUAAUUAUUACAAUAAUGGAACUGCUCCAGCAUCAGAAGUGCCACCAGCUGCUGGGGCCCCAGCAGCACCUCUUCCUCCGUCAAUUGCAGCUUCUGCACCAGCACCAGCAUCAGCUGGACCGGAACCAAGUCCUGUUGUACCAAUUGAAAGUGCUUCCAAUGCUAAUCCUCCUGCAAAUCAACCCACUCCUGCUCCAUCUUCAGCACCAGCUAAUGAAGAUGCCAAUUUUCCAAGUCCCACAGGACAAAUUGUUACCAAAACUGAUAUUCAAAAAUUAACUGAAGACUUAUUCACCAAAGAUACCAAUAAUGCGUUCAAACAUAUCACGAUGAACCUUCAAGGUCAAAAAAUGGAUGACAGUACUAAAGAUGACGCUCCAGAACCUCUUCUAACUGUUAAAGAUGAAGCUUAUCAAAUCCCAACAGUUAAAGCUGUUAUUGCACUUCAUGAUAAUUAUGAACUCGAUGUGAAAGUUAAGGAAACUGUGACUCCAGAAGAGAGAAAGGAAGAAAGCGAUUUACUAGAUCUUAUGCUUGAGACUGACAUAAUGAAAACAACUAUGAAAUUUUUGGCUGACAAAGGAUAUAUUCCUUAUGAUGAAUAUGAAUUUAAAGAUACAUUGAAGAGAGUUUGGUUCUCACAAUUUAAGAGAAUUGAUAGUGAACCUGGAAGCUCUGGUUUUGAAACAGUAUUUUUGGCAGAGAAAUUUGAUAGUGAAAUCAUUGGAUUGCAUAAUUGGAUUUAUUAUGCUCGACAAGAAGCUGAGAAGAAAUUAAACUACCUUGGAUACAUUAAACAAACCUCACUUGGAGAUAAAGGAGCAAUUGUUAAAUUGAGGUCGAGUUUAAAUGAUAUAAUUCAACCAGUUACUACAAUAUUUGUUGGAACAUCACCUGAGUUGGAGAUGGCAUUAUAUACAAUAUGUUUCUACACACGUCCUAAUUAUCAGUGUCCAAUAAAGCUGGCAAAUAAUGAAUUUAUGAUCAUUGCCAACCGCGUUAACUACUUUGGCAAAGAUAUUUUAGUCUCUGCAUAUCCGGAGAUUUAAUUUAAAUAAACAUCCUACACUUCAUAAAAGCAAUAUGCUUUUAAUAAACAAAUAUGUUCUAUCCAUAAGGUGCUGAAAACUAUUGUAUAUUUAAAAAACGUAGAAUAUAAAAUAACUACAUACCUUAGUGAGAUUGUGUUGAUUUUUAUAUAACGGAUCAAUAAAUAACAGUGGUAUUACCACUGGUCUUCCAUGUGCACAUCGAUUUGGUAGAUCAGUUUCAAUCCAAUAAGAUACUAAAUCAUUACAUUGUUUUAAAUUCAAUGGGUCGCCGAAUCUAAUUGCCCCUAGAAAGCCAAAAAUAAUUUGAAAAAUUUAAAUAAACUGUUCAGUUAAAAUACCAAAAAUAAACAGUAAAAUACCAUGACAAGCUUCGGAAGCAAUCGCAUUAUGUAUUGUUAACGGAAGACGAUUUACUCCAAUAUUAUUACAUAAUUUUUCCGUAAUUUCACUCAACAAUUCACGUACUGAAUGUGUUAAAUCAAUACAGUUUUUAUAUUUUUUUCCAGAUAAACAUUUAGGAAUUGUUUUAACAAAUAAUGUAGCAUAAUCAUGACUUUUAUAAUAACUAUUGUUGGCGAUAUUACCAUCACUGAUAGUAAAAUUGAUACCAAAAUUUUCUAAUAAGCUACGAUUGAUUUGUAAUAAAUUUGCAUAAUUAAUUGGUAAUUCUGUUAUUUUUAUUGAUUGUUUCAAUGUGACUGAUUUUAAUUUAUUAUUUUCAGUUUUAUAAUCUGAAAAAUAAUAAUAAGGAAUGAAGUAGUGAAAAUAAUAGAUAUAUAUAUAUAACAAUGUUAUAAAUAGUGAGUUAUUUUUUACCGUCUAUUAAAUUCUCAUAACGGAUUCUUUCAUCCAUAGCAUGUUGGUCGAUUAAUAUCAACAAUUUUUUGUUAUUAUAUUCAGCAAUGCAGGCAAUAAAUUCCAAAUUUACUUGAUUCAAUACCUGAAACAACGAGAUCGUACUUUUAACUACUUAGUUGUAAUUCUAUUUUUUACGUGUAUUUGAAUGCUUUAAGUAAACUUGUUUUUACCUUGA